Messenger RNA from Photinus pyralis (common eastern firefly), 769 nucleotides. RefSeq names its product probable glucosamine 6-phosphate N-acetyltransferase. Gene Ontology annotation, molecular function: monosaccharide binding; glucosamine 6-phosphate N-acetyltransferase activity. Gene Ontology annotation, cellular component: endoplasmic reticulum; Golgi apparatus; endoplasmic reticulum-Golgi intermediate compartment. The transcript has 4 exons. NCBI's taxonomy places the organism in Eukaryota, Metazoa, Arthropoda, Insecta, Coleoptera, Lampyridae. The record is from RefSeq and is a predicted model, not a curated record. Bases 154 to 744 code for a protein of 196 amino acids. Gene Ontology annotation, biological process: UDP-N-acetylglucosamine biosynthetic process.
UAAUAUUUCUACGACUUCCACUAGGCCACUUGCAACUUGGCGAACAUUCCAAAAAUGUGAAAGUACUCAAGGUGAAUAAUUUUUUUUCUUCGCUUACUGUUAACAUACCUUUCAAAUUGCACGCAUAAUAGUUUGAGUGUGUACCCAGGUGUGAUGGGGGCCCAUAAGAAGGGUUCUAAUAAUGGAUCCUAUUUGUAUGAUCCAUUGUUACUUGAAGGAUUGGACUGGUCCUCUGCAAGAAACCUUAUGUCACCAAACAUAACAAGCACAGAUCCUGGCGAAGAGUGGCUGUGUGUUAGACCUUUACAAAUAACCGACCAUAAUAAAGGAUUUUUAACCUUGUUGGCACAACUGACCACUGUAGGAAAUGUUUCUCAACAUGAUUUCGAACGUCAAUAUUGGCUAAUGCAACGAUCUGGUGCUUAUUACGUCACCGUUAUUGAAGAUACACGAAGUCAAACAAUUAUUGGUGCUGCUACUUUAGUCACCGAGCUGAAAUUUAUUCACAACGCUUCCAUAAGAGGCAGAUUAGAAGAUGUUGUCGUUAACAACACUUACAGAGGGAAACAAUUGGGAAAGCUCAUUGUGUUAACGGUGACGCUCUUGGCGAAGAAGCUUGGAUGUUAUAAAAUGUCAUUGGACUGCAAAGAUAAUCUCAUACCAUUUUACAAAUCUAUAGGUUACAAGAUUGAAGCAGGAAAUUCUAACUCCAUGAUUAUUAGAUACGAGACAGCGCCCUCUUGACAAUUAGCCGUCAACACUGUUAAUA